Messenger RNA from Ochotona princeps (American pika), 2090 nucleotides. RefSeq names its product TATA-box binding protein associated factor 7 (gene TAF7). Gene Ontology annotation, biological process: regulation of transcription by RNA polymerase II; RNA polymerase II preinitiation complex assembly; transcription initiation at RNA polymerase II promoter. The transcript has 2 exons. Gene Ontology annotation, cellular component: transcription factor TFIID complex. Bases 610 to 1659 code for a protein of 349 amino acids. The record is from RefSeq and is a predicted model, not a curated record. Gene Ontology annotation, molecular function: RNA polymerase II general transcription initiation factor activity. NCBI's taxonomy places the organism in Eukaryota, Metazoa, Chordata, Mammalia, Lagomorpha, Ochotonidae.
AGCCGAGCUGCCGAGCUGAGCCUAGCCGAGCUGCCGGGGCUGCUGAGCUGUGCUCUGCUGAACACGUUCCUCUCUGUCCUUCCGUGGCCCUUGCACUGUUAAUCAGUAGCGGAUCGUCCCGCCCAGCAGCAGGAAGAAUCGGCGAGUGGAGAAGCUCCGGUUUGUCGCCUGGAAGCCAGUGGUGGCUUCCCCUCCCCCCACCCGCUCCCGCGGCUCGAAGAAGCUGUUUCUAAUUGUCGCGGCACUGAGCUGAGCUCCCUUUGUUUCCCUGCGCGCUUUCUGCUGCUGUCUCUGCGUUGUCCGGCACCGACACCUAGAGGCUGGAACUCGGCAUUGCAUCUCAGAGCUUUACCUGGACUUGACCUCACUGAAGAUGCUAGUGUGUCAGUAACCAGCAACUGCUGUUGAGUGCAACAUAUUAAAAAAGACUUGGGGCGUGAUUGCCAACUACGACAAGCUAGAGGCGGGGCUGCUGUUCUAGGCAGAACUCUGUUGUUCCAAAGUUUUAAUGCAUAACCAGCUGGUCUUUUAAACUGUUGCAGGAGUUGGAAUUUUUUUUUUCAUUGUAACAAGUGUUGAUUAGGAGAAGUGAGCCACAAAGAAAUCAAGAUGAGUAAAAGCAAAGAUGAUGCCCCCCACGAGCUGGAGAGCCAGUUUAUCCUACGUCUGCCUCCAGAAUAUGCCGCUACUGUGAGAAGGGCAGUGCAGUCUGGACACGUCAACUUAAAAGACAGACUGACUAUUGAGUUACACCCUGAUGGGCGCCAUGGCAUUGUCCGAGUGGACCGGGUCCCUCUGGCCUCCAAACUGGUGGAUCUUCCAUGCGUCAUGGAAAGCUUAAAAACCAUCGAUAAAAAAACCUUUUACAAGACCGCUGAUAUCUGCCAGAUGCUUGUAUGCUCAGUCGAUGGGGACCUCUAUCCUCCCGUGGAGGAGCCGGUUGCGACUGCUGACCCCAAAGCCAGCAAGAAGAAGGACAAGGACAAAGAGAAGAAGUUUGUCUGGAACCAUGGCAUCACACUGCCUCUGAAAAAUGUCAGGAAGAGAAGAUUCCGAAAGACAGCCAAGAAGAAGUACAUCGAGUCUCCAGAUGUGGAGAAGGAGGUGAAGCGGCUGCUGAGCACGGAUGCAGAAGCCGUGAGCACUCGCUGGGAGAUCAUUGCUGAAGAUGAAACCAAGGAGGCGGAAAAUCAAGGCCUGGAUAUCUCUUCCCCGGGGAUGUCCAGCCACCGGCAGGGACACGACUCCCUGGAACACGAUGAACUCCGGGAGAUAUUCAAUGAUCUCAGCAGCAGCAGUGAGGAUGAAGAUGAGGCGCAGCACCAGGAUGAAGAGGACAUAAACAUCAUAGACACCGAGGAAGACCUGGAGAGGCAGCUGCAGGACAAGCUCAACGAGUCCGACGAACAGCCCCAAGAAAACGAGGGCACAAGCCAGCUGGUGAUAGGAAUCCAGAAGCAGAUUGACAAUAUGAAAGGCAAGCUUCAGGAAACCCAGGACAGGGCCAAACGACAAGAGGACCUCAUCAUGAAAGUGGAAAACCUGGCUCUGAAGAACAGGUUCCAGGCUGUGCUGGACGAACUCAAGCAGAAGGAAGACCGAGAAAAGGAGCAGCUCAGCUCUCUGCAGGAAGAACUGGAGUCGCUCCUGGAGAAGUGAGACAGAAUUAGUCAUGUCAAACCUGACUGGGCAGUGGGAAGAGAAUCUGACUGUAAUUUUUUCUGGCUCUUGACUGUACAGUGGUUCCCAUCCAUUCCCACACUGGAAGCUCUUUUUUUUUUUUUUUUUUAAUCAUGUUGCUACUCAGAAACCCUCUGCUAGGUGUUCAUGCUACGGAAUGCAGAAAGAAUGGGAAAGGAAAUCAUUGCCAGGGAGUCGUAGGGUUUGAUGGCAUGAGCACUGGAACCUGCCAAUUAUUUGCAGCUGCAGUGCAGGCCACUAUAUCCCUGAUUCCCAAAAGCUGCUGUUGCUGCACAUGCUGCCUGAGAUAGGUAAGAGGCCUAGUGUAGGGGCAGGGAAGUUCCCGCAAUAGUAGCUAUUUUCAUAGGUAAAUCAAAGCAGUUGCCCAAAUGUAGAGGCACAAGUAAUUG